GAGCUAGGGAGGGCGGGAGUUUAGGCUGCGCCGACCCCUCAGCCCCCCUCCAGGAGACGUUCGGAACCCAGGACAUGUCGGGAUUGAGGAGAUACGAGGUGGCGCUGGAGGCGGAGGAGGAGAUCUACUGGGGCUGUUUCUACUUUUUCCCCUGGCUGCGAAUGUGGCGCAGGGAGCGGAGCUCUGCGCACCCCCGAGAGCAGAAGCUGGAGCCUCUGCGGGGCCUGAUGAGCUGUCUGUCGAGCGGCCUGGGCCCUGCUCCCCAUCGCUCAGGUCGUGGCCUCCUCUGCCGCACCCCUGCCACCGCUGCCCAGACAGCCGGUGCAUUAAAAAUUUAAAGCGAA
Marmota monax (woodchuck) is the source of this 344-nucleotide messenger RNA. RefSeq lists its product as uncharacterized. The coding region runs from base 75 to 338 and encodes 87 amino acids. The record is from RefSeq and is a predicted model, not a curated record. Lineage: Eukaryota; Metazoa; Chordata; Mammalia; Rodentia; Sciuridae. The transcript has 4 exons.